This is a messenger RNA of Klebsormidium nitens, 2559 nucleotides long. Lineage: Eukaryota; Viridiplantae; Streptophyta; Klebsormidiophyceae; Klebsormidiales; Klebsormidiaceae. The record is from the annotation of a GenBank genome assembly.
CAGACAGUCUUCUUUGCACUGUUGCAGCUCUGAGCUGAGCUCUUGUGAGUCGUCAGCCAUCAUCUUCUACCUACCAGCCGGCUCCUUCCUUCUGCCUGAAAAGCCUUCAGAUCCAAGGUUCCAAGAUUACAAUUCUCUCACCCGCUUUCUCCCCGCCCCUCCAAUCGCAGUUCGCAAUGGCUCCAAGGGUAGCCCUCGCGGCGCUCUUUGGUCUGUCCGCCAUUGCUCUCUGCGCCGCUGCGUGCGUCCCCCGGGAACCGCACGUGGAUUGCAACUUCCACAGCCUGUCUUCCCCCCAAUGGCCGCUUCUUGCCAGCCAAUCAGCACAACUUUCAGCCGUCUGGAAGUCGGUUGUGGCUAAGACUCCUGAGUUCCCAACAGGCCGCUUCUCAGGUCGGGGGUUGGUGAUAACGGCGACUACACUGGAUCUGGUGAAUGUGCCGACCAUCCUGGAGACGCUCCAGUCUGAAGGCUUCAACCUUCCUGUUGAGAUCUGGUACUCGGGUGAGGUCAGCGCUGAUGUUAUCGCCACCCUGUCGAGCACCUACCGGAAGCUGGUGAUCCGCAAUGUAGCCAACUAUGCCAGUGCGAAGGACCUCACGAGCACUGUCACCAGCCAGGGAGAGCGCGUGUUCCAGGCUAAGCCCCUGGCCAUCAUCAACUCUGCCUUUGAGGAGGUCCUCUUCCUUGAUGCUGACAACGUCCCCCUGUCCAACCCCGCCGCCCUCUUCUCUUCUCCCGAGUACCUUGCCACCGGAGCCCUCUUCUGGCCCGACUUCUGGCAAACAGCAUCCUCCAACCCCAUCUGGUCCAUUCUGGAGGUUGCUGCCCAGGGCUGGGAGCAGGAGUCUGGCCAGAUGGUGGUCAACAAGCGCCGCUCUUGGGCCGCUCUCAACCUCGCAUUCUUCCUUGCCAAGGAUGCGACCUUCCAGCAGCUGGUGAACGGAGACAAGGAGGCAUUCCGGCUCGCGUUCCUCGCGACUGGCACCCCCUUCUUCAUGGUGGAGACGCCAGUGGCGGCAGCUGGGUCAGAGACUGAGACCGGGAGCUUCUGCGGGCACACCAUGGUGCAGCACGAUGUCGAGGGAUCUCCCCUCUUCUUGCACCACAACUCCAUCAAGCACGGUGCUGACAUCAAGUGGCAGGUCAUGAAGUCUGUGGCUGCUGGCAAGAGCUUCUCUGUGGUGCCCCUCCCCCCCGCCACCAUCAACCACGAGCCCGUCUCCUGCGUUGACCUGACCGGUGCUGACGUUAUUGUGACGCCCGUUCCUUUCACCACCUUCGAGGUGGCCUUCAGCCAGCGUCAGGCGGCCGCCCACCCUGCCCUUAAGCGCGUCUCCCGGAAUGAGUUUACGCACGCAGUUCAGGCGACCAUGAGGAAGCUGCUCCAGGGCAACAUCACCACUGUUCCCGCUAAUCCUGACGGCUCCUGCCCAAGCGAUGCUAACUACUGCUACUCCACUGGCGGCAAAUACGUGGCGGUGUCGACUCUGGCGCCACCCCCAUUGGGACCACCCCCUCUCCCUCAGCGCUGUUGGCCGGUGUUUCUCCUACUGUGGAUGGAACCUGUACCAAUCCGGAUUUCAACCAACCGUGCUACCCCGCGGGUGGUAGCGGUCCCGCUGUCUGCUGCCCGAGUGCGUUCUACCAGUGCGGGGGAACCGACGGCCCCAAUCCCUUCUGCCAACCCGUCUAAGUAUCCAGCUAGACAAGGUCGUUGUCGGUCGCCGCGGUGUCGCCCGUUUUCCCAUCAGGCGGCAGCCAAUAAACUUCAGAGUAGUCCGUUGCGGACCGGCAACUAACGCCAACAGAAAAGUCGAGAUGCCAGCCUUUUAGACUAGAGAGGAUGGUAUUUCAAGACCCUAGACCGCUGUCAGUUCUCUCACUGACGCUCAACAAUAAGGCUCUGCCAGUCCUUGGAUUGCCCUUGUGUAGAUCCUGACAGGACAUUGAACCACAAGCUAGUGGACUUCAGCGCGCGCCGCUCGCGAACAAAUAAGAGGCUCCCGCCGGAACAACUAUUGCUCGAAUACCAAUAGCCGGCCUGUAAAGAGUGAUAGCCCGAGCUUUGUGCGCGCGCAAACAGCUAGUCGUCACUGUUCUUAGCGACAAAGCUAAGCCAUCAGCGAGAAACUUCACUUCCGAGUACAGAUUCUCCAACUCGAGUCUAAACAGUUGAUUACUUGUGUUCAAAUUCUUUGAGGUAUAGGAACUGAGAUCGACAUUUGCCUUACAAAUCCUGAAUUUUGCUAACGUUGCUAGCAAUACUUUAGGUAGGCAAGCUACGUUAGUGUAGCUAGUGGAGCAGCUUCCCAUCCUGACAACCUUCCUUGUAAAUCAGCAACCAUCCAGCUGGCUGAAGGGCAGUGACAUACACAAAAACUUAAGUUAUCAUUCGACAAAGAGACUAGAUAGAUCUGAGCUCGGCUCAAACGUUGUAAUAAUUUAUCUGAUCACAGGGUCAGUUCUUCUCUGCCUCUGUCUCUCUUACUAACAGGGCCAUGUGCUCGCAUCACUGCAUGCUCUCUAAAGAGUCUGUCUGCAACAUGAAGCCCCCCA